GUCGAUGCAGGUGGUAUAUUCUGUGUUGUUGCCUUAGCUGGUCUCAUGGGACGUGUAACAUAAUGCAUUGCUGGUGUUUCUGUGUUUCCUCCUCUAUGUAUACUUGCGGUUGCGGCAACAGCUGCGUAAUUCAGAAUGGGUUUAAAGGUACGCACUUCUUCAUUCAGCAUCCUUGUCUCGCUCUUCCUCUCCCUUCUGUCCAGCUCUAUCUGGCAGCAUUCAAACUGUUUCAUCCUCUUCUCCAUUCUUUCCUGCUGGUUGUACACCCGGUGGAGCAUCGCAUUGGUGCUGAUCGUCUUCUCUCCCGACAUCAUCACCGUUAGCUUGUGUGCUAGAGCCUGCGCUCGUUCUCCGAGUCUCCCUUCACCUGCCGUUGCUCCACUCUUGGUGUACUCCUGCACGGCUGUGAUGGUAUCCUCCAUCAGUUCUUGUAGCUUUGCUUCAUUUUCCCUAAUGUUCAUGCUCGACAUGUGGUCACUCCAGUUCCUCACCGGAGUCCCGAAGAAGUCAUCAUUGUCCCCUUCCCAAUUCCUUUUGGAUCCUGGUACUGCUCUCGGGCGGUCUCUGUCGUUCGGCAGGGCCAUUUUCUUUUUGACGUGACCUUGUCUUGCUCUAGGUGUCUCAUUCAUGGGCUGUGCGAUGCGAUUUUUGCUUUUCGUAGGUGUAGUUUGUAUAUCUUUUGUUAUGGUACUGCCUACGCUAGUUUCUACACCCUCCAUCGUCGCAAAUUUACCUGUGGGAAAAUUAGCCAGAUGGUGGUUUCGGAUCAAGGAGCGGUG
Desarmillaria tabescens is the source of this 779-nucleotide messenger RNA. RefSeq lists its product as uncharacterized. The coding region runs from base 136 to 600 and encodes 154 amino acids. The record is from RefSeq and is a predicted model, not a curated record. Lineage: Eukaryota; Fungi; Basidiomycota; Agaricomycetes; Agaricales; Physalacriaceae. The transcript has 2 exons.